AUGGAUUUGUCGGCGCUAGGAUUCCCUGGGGUGUUGCCUGACUCGAGUAAUUUGAACAUCCUGCACCGUAAUACCCUCCCAGCCCGAGCACACUUCUACUCCUACCCCGACCAGGAAUCAGCUCUCUCAUUCAAUCGAGAACAAAGCUACUUCCACAGUCUCAACGGAACAUGGAAAUUCCACUACGACAUCAGCCCUCUCGAUGCCCCAAUCUGGGAAACUGCAAACACCAGUUCAUGGGAUGACAUUGAAGUCCCGGGUAUGUGGCAGCUCCAAGGCUACGGACAUCCCCACUACACCAAUAUCGACUACCCAUUCUCCGUCACUCCACCCAACGUUUCAUAUGUCAAUCCCACUGGUUCCUACUGGCGACAGUUUGAAGUAACUGAACAGUGGGAUGGUGAUCAGAUCAGACUGCGGUUUGAGGGAGUUGAUAGCGCGUUCCAUGUGUGGGUCAACGGCGAAGAGGUUGGUUAUAGCCAGGGGAGUCGUAAUCCGAGUGAGUUCGACAUCACGGACUAUCUCACUCCUGGUCAGGCGAAUGAUCUUGCUGUAAGGGUUUAUCAGUGGUCUGAUGGUUCGUAUAUCGAGGAUCAGGAUCAGUGGUGGCUGUCUGGUAUCUUUCGCGACGUUUACCUCAUUCCGUUCUCUGAAUCAUCGAUCGUCGACUUUCAGGUUGACUCUGAACUUGACGACUCAUUUGAUGAAGGUUCGUUUAAAGUCAAUGUGACCAUUCAAGGAAAAGAGGGCGACCUAGCCAUCAGCCUGCUCUCACCUAAUGGUUCCACUAUCGAUGAAUGGAAAGGGUCGUCUUCAGAUAUCUACGAAAAGAAACUGUCCGCAGAUGACUUUCACAUCUGGUCCGCUGAAACUCCAAACUUGUACACCUUGCUCAUCACUUUCAACGGACGAACUAUUAUUCAAAAGGUUGGUCUCCGUCGAGUCGAGAUUAAAGGAUCCAACUUCUAUGUCAACGGAAAACCCAUCAUUAUAUAUGGAGUCAACAGGCAUGAACAUCAUCAUCUCACUGGAAGGACAAUUAGUUACGAGAACAUGCGAAAGGAUCUCUUACUCAUGAAGCGAUCAAACAUCAACGCCAUCCGCACGGCUCAUCAACCUCCCCAUCCUGACUUCUUUGACGUGGCUGACGAGCUCGGCUUUUACGUCAUCGCUGAGUCAGACCUUGAAUGCCAUGGCUUUGGUAGCAUUGAAGAGACAGAAGAAGAAGCUGCUGAGUGGCUGUCCAACAACCCCGAUUGGGAAGAGGCCUAUGUCGACAGAGCUCGUCAGCUUGUGGAGCGCUUCAAGAAUCAUGCUUCAGUCAUUAUCUGGUCAUUCGGCAAUGAGUGCUUCUAUGGUCGGAAUCACGCUGCUAUGAGCAAUUGGAUCAAAGAGAGGGAUCCAAGUCGGAUCAUACACUACGAACAGGAUCGUAAUGCGACGUCGACGGAUAUGUACAGUCAGAUGUAUAGCACGCCUGAUGAUGUAAGGGAGUUUAUCAAGACGCACACAGACAAGCCAAUACUGCUGUGUGAAUACGCCCAGCAAGCAUCUCUCCAUCCUCCACAUGGUAAGUACAUCGACCUCUUCAGAACGGAGCAACUCUCCCAAGGAGGCCUGGUUUGGGAGUGGAGCAAUCAUGGACUUCUGAAUAAGGAAGAGAACGUAACAUACUACGCCUACGGAGGUGACUUUGGUGACGAACCCAAUGAUGGGGAUUUUAUCAUGGACGGUCUUGUGCUGUCUGAUCACUCACCUAUGCCUUCGUUGCAGGAGUACGCCAAGGUAAUCCAGCCUGUUUCGGUGAAGCAGGCGAAGAAUGGAAGUGCAAUGACUGUUAUUAACCACUAUGACUUCUCGGACUUGAGUCAUCUCGAUGUCUCGUGGCAUGUUGUCGCGGAUGGCCUCAAGACGGAUGCUCGGCCGCUUGAACUUCCGAGAAUACCCGCUGGUGAGAAUAGGACUGUGGCACUGCCUUCGGGAUUGAACAUCACGAAAAACGAGGCAUGGAUCACUAUUGAGUUUAGAUUGAAAGAAGCCACCGUUUGGGCUCCCAAAGGCCACGUUAUUGCAUGGGACCAACUUCACAUCCAGCGCCCCAGCCUCAAGGCCCCGGAUCUAUCGCUUGUCCGUCGUCAAGACAGCGGCGAGUUCCAGAAGAACGGAACGAAGCUUCUCUACAAGAGUGGAGAUUCUUCCUUUGGAUUUGACUUGCUUCAGGGAAAUGUCACUUGGAACAUCAAUGGCGUGGAUAUCUUCCAACGUGGCCCUGAACUGUCUUUCUAUCGCGCCCUCACACAGAACGACGCUGCUUCCUCUGGCGAUGGACCAAUCUGGGAACAAGAAAAGAUCCCAAUGAUCUACCCUCAAGUCAGAGACGUCACCUGGCGUGUCGACGAUGAUGGAACUACUGUGCACUAUAAAGUCUGGGUUGGCGUCAAGACGCGUGCUUGGGGCGUUGAAGCGGACAUGAUCUACAGGAUCCCGACUAGCGGACCUCAACUUCAACUCGAAGCCCGGGGCGAGUUUGUCAGCAAGAAUGAGUCGCAUAUCAUUCCUCGUAUUGGUCUCAUGGCCGUUCUCCCCGAGUCAUUCGACGAUGUGUCAUGGUUUGGCCGAGGACCUGGAGAGAACUACAAGGACUCCAAGCAAGGUUCCCGUAUCGGGCAGUAUAGCUCCACAGUCCCGGACCUGUUUACGUACUAUGAUUACCCUCAAGAGAACGGAAAUCGGGAAGACCUGCGAUGGCUGAAGAUUGGAAACAAGGACGUGACACUUGCUGCGCGACGGACGAAGGACGAGCCAUUCAGCUUCACGGCUCGGAGGUACAUGCCUUUUGACCUGGAUGAUGCACAGCACCCGCAUGAUCUGAAACCACUAAACAUGACGGUUCUGCACCUUGAUUACGAUAACAACGGGCUUGGAUCGGCUACGGUCAGGGUCAGGCCGUUUGAGAAGUACAGGUGCUACACUAAGCCAUUCAACUUUAUCUUUGACUUCAACAUAGUCUAG
This is a messenger RNA of Fusarium mangiferae, 3012 nucleotides long. RefSeq lists its product as uncharacterized. Gene Ontology annotation, biological process: lactose catabolic process. Gene Ontology annotation, cellular component: beta-galactosidase complex. The record is from RefSeq and is a predicted model, not a curated record. The transcript is spliced from 2 exons. Bases 1 to 3012 code for a protein of 1003 amino acids. NCBI's taxonomy places the organism in Eukaryota, Fungi, Ascomycota, Sordariomycetes, Hypocreales, Nectriaceae. Gene Ontology annotation, molecular function: beta-galactosidase activity; carbohydrate binding.